AUGGAUGUGUACCAGUACCAGUACAAACCAGUGGCAGGCAGCGGUGUCGCCGGCAAAAAAUUUCGAAACGAGAGGUGUCUGCCUAUCACUUGCGAAGAAAUCGCGAGGGGAAGCGUGACACCUGACGAGCUGAGCAGGCAGGCGGUAGUGGCCGAGCGAAAGCAUCCUCGAUCUCGUCGUAUCGUAGCUGCCGCCGCUCAGAGCAAUGGAGAGAGCGGUGCCAGUUCGGAAGUCGCACACCAACACGGCCGACCUUCUCUCCUGGUCGGCCACGGGCCCUGACGCAUCUGCCUCGCCGGCCGCGUCCUCCCGCCCCAGCCUCAAGCCGGCCGCGGGGAUUACGCCGGCGAUGUUCGGCGCGCCGGUCACCGAGCAGGAGGCCGAGGAUCUGAGCAAGAGUGAAAGGAAAUUUUGCUCUGGCUCAAAGUUGAAAGAGAUGGGUGGGAGUGGGAUUUUUGCUGAGAAGAGUGAAAAUGGUGAUGCAGAGGCUUCAAAUCCUGCUAACAAGACUUCCUUGAGGAUGUACCAGCAAACUGUGACUGGAAUAAGCCAGAUUUCAUUUAGCGCUGAUGGAAGUGUUUCACCAAAGAAGCCAUCGUCGAUACCUGAGGUGGCUAAGCAGCGAGAGCUUAGUGGCACCCUGGAAGAUGCUGAUGCUAAAAUCAAUAAGCAGCUUUCUGAAGCCAAGACCAAGGAGCUUAGUGGGAGUGACAUCUUUGGUCCGCCUCCUGAGAUUCCAGCGAGGCCAUUGGCUGCUCGUAACAUGGAGCUACAAGGAAAUGUCGAUUUUUCACUUCCACAGCGAAGCGUCCACACAUCAGUUAAAGUAUCUAAUCCUGCCGGAGGUCCAAGCAACAUCUCUUUCAGCGAAGAGCCUGUAGUGAAGACAGCAAAGAAAAUCCACAACCAGAAGUUCCAGGAGCUGACAGGUAACAACAUCUUCAAGGAGGACGUCCCUGCCUCGGCCGAGAAGUCUCUGAGCUCUGCGAAGCUUAAGGAGAUGAGCGGCAGUGACAUCUUCGCCGAUGGAACGCCAGCUCCCCGAGAAUACCUUGGCGGCAUCCGGAAGCCCCCUGGCGGUGAGAGCAGCAUCGCGCUGAUCUGAUUGUUCUGGGCUGCUCUAAUUCGCACUGGCUAGCAGCGCCCCCUCGCCAGUCGUCACUGAAGCAGCACACAGAGUGCAUUUCUUGACCUCUUGGUUCUCGAAUCGUGUUGGGGAUCAUAAUUUAUGUUGGGUGUCGUUAGUCUAAUAUAAUUUGGAGUCAGCAGAAUCUGAUCCGGUUACCUCCGUAUCAUCUGAUACGCGGGUGUGUGAUCUCAUCUGUGAUCCAUGCUACAUUAUUAUGUUAUGCCAUCCGAACUGAGAACUUAUGCAACAAUUAUUUUUGGACUCGUUUCUGGGAC
Zea mays is the source of this 1404-nucleotide messenger RNA. RefSeq lists its product as uncharacterized. NCBI's taxonomy places the organism in Eukaryota, Viridiplantae, Streptophyta, Magnoliopsida, Poales, Poaceae. The record is from RefSeq and is marked validated.